AGAGGAGAGAGCGGCCCGGGGAGCCCUCGGGGGACUGGCCCUGCUGAGGAGAGAGCGGCCCGGGGAGCCCUCGGGGACUGGCCCUGCUGAGGAGGGAUCGGCCCGGGGAGCCCGCACUGCCCUCGGGGACCGGCCCUGCUGAGGAGAGACCGGCCCGUGGAGCCCGCACUGCCCUCAGGGAGAAGCUCUGGCUCCGCUGAGGGAGCGGCCUCGCUCUCAGUGACCGGCUCCGUCUCCGCUGAGCCCUCGAUCCCCGCCAUGGGGCUGCUGUCGCAGCUGGCCCGCGGGCUGGUGCGCGGCGCCGACCGCCUGUCUCCCUUCACCAGCAAGCGCGGCCCGCGGACCUUCAACAAGGGCCGCGGCGCCAAGAAGCUGGGCGUGCUCACCAGCAGCAAGAAGUUCCUCCUCGUCAAGGAGAUGGUGCCGGAGUUCGUCGUGCCCGACCUGACGGACUUCAAGCUGCGGCCCUACGUGUCGUACCGCGCCCCCGAGGGCUCCGAGCCGCCCGCCACGGCCAAGCAGCUCUUCGACCAGCUGGUGGCUCCGCGCAUCGAGAAGGACGUGAAGGACGGCACGUUCGAGCCCGGCAAUCUGGAGAAGUACGGCUUCGAGCCCACGCAGGAGGGGAAGCUCUUCCAGCUCUUCCCCAAGAACUACGCGCGGUAGGGAACGAGCAGCGCCCGCGGCGGGGCCGAGGCACGACCGGCACUCGCGGGACAGGCUCUGGCGCCGGACAUUAAAGCGAGUCCUUCCACCUCGUCCCUCUGCAGUGUGUGAUUUAAAUCCUGGGGGGAAUUGGCCGUUCAUUCCGCGCAGUUGUGCCUGGAGAGCACGGCCCUGCCUGUGAGUUUCUAAACACAAAGUACUGCAAAGUUUAGAGUUGAAUUAAGGAUGAAAACGCGCUCUGGGAGAAGGGAAGCACAUUCAGUGCGUGUUCUGAGCACCCAGUCCGAGUCCUGAAGGAGGUGUCUGCAAACCCCCCCGUUUUCGGGGCUGGGGAGGCCAGGAGGGGUUGGUGCUGCUCUGGCUCCCAGAUCUGAGUCCUGCAGCCCAAAUCCCCACAUGAGCGAGUGCAGGAUCACCCACAGCGGGGGGAGGGGAAGGCACAGCUUUCCUAACUCCAGUUAAACUCUGCAUUUCUCACUUCCUGUGAAGCUCAUCAGAGUGAGUUACACACGAGUGGUGGUUUUCUGCCUUCAGCUCUGGGUGCAACACCUCAGCCCUUCCUUGCAGAGACUUUCUUUCCAUGUGAAGGCAGAUUGUAACUGGAGCCUCCUCAUUUCUCUGAGCAAAGCAAGGGCUGGCCUAAAGCCUAAACCAGUCUCAGUCUGGUCCCAGUGACAGCACUGCAGCUUUGCUGCCCUCGGGCUGUUCCCUCUCCCUCUCACAGGGCAAUAAAAGGCGUUACAAGCUUUAAAACAGAGCUACAAGGACACACCCUCGGUGUUCCCAGGAAACUGGUUCGUCCGC
This is a messenger RNA of Myiozetetes cayanensis, 1470 nucleotides long. It is a transcript of the gene MRPL41, whose product is annotated as mitochondrial ribosomal protein L41. The record is from RefSeq and is a predicted model, not a curated record. Gene Ontology annotation, biological process: translation. NCBI's taxonomy places the organism in Eukaryota, Metazoa, Chordata, Aves, Passeriformes, Tyrannidae. Gene Ontology annotation, cellular component: mitochondrial large ribosomal subunit. The coding region runs from base 259 to 666 and encodes 135 amino acids. The transcript has a single exon. Gene Ontology annotation, molecular function: structural constituent of ribosome.